Molecule: messenger RNA, 1969 nt
Organism: Myxozyma melibiosi
Lineage: Eukaryota; Fungi; Ascomycota; Lipomycetes; Lipomycetales; Lipomycetaceae
Product: exocyst complex component Sec10-domain-containing protein
Exons: 5
Coding region: 258-1685 (475 amino acids)
Biological process (GO): Golgi to plasma membrane transport; exocytosis
Cellular component (GO): exocyst; cytoplasm
Source: RefSeq, a predicted model, not a curated record
CCCUUGAGCAGUUAUCUGCGUAGAUGCCACAGUUAUCAAUAUCAACUAGAUAUAUUACAUAAUCACUGACAGACCAGCGGCGUCACAAACAAGUCCCAAAUCCCCUUUGCUCCGGAGCGACGGCAUCUGCACUGACAUCGACCAACUAAACAAAGAACUAAACAAAGAGAAGAGAACAAGAGCAGAGAUAUUGAAUAACAGCACAGAGAUCAGAAGAGAGAAAGAAGAGAGAACACAGGACUGACAAGAGAGGUGUUAUGGCGUCGAUAUACGAUCUUGAUCCGAAUACCAAGAAUCUACUCAGUCUCGACACGUUUCUGAGACAAAUCACAGUACAGGAGUUUAUCGAAGGCAUAACCGCCGACCGCUCUAUCCAAGAAAGCAACAGUCGCUCGGCAGCACUUGAUCCGAGACCGUAUGUUCGCGCGUUUGAAGCCUCGCUCGAUGCGCUAGCGCAGAUCAGCGCAGAUCUCAACAGUCGCGAGCAAAAGAUCCAGACUGAGGCGCGGCAGGCUGGUGCUGCGCAUCAGGCUGCGAUCUUGAAGACCGAGGCGCAAUGCCAUACACUAACCGGCCAAUUCUCUGAUCUCGACCUCCUCGUCUCCGACGUGGCCUCGACCACGACCGCGCUAGGCGAAGCAGUCGACCUCGUCUCGCGCCAACGCAACCGCGCCGCCUCCUCGAGCUUCAUCAUCAAAUGCUAUAUCUCCUUCCUCGAGAACGACAACUACGUCGUCGAAAAGAUGCGCACGGGAAACUUCGACGACCAGCGCCAGUGCGCAAUCACCGUGCGCCAGUUACUCCGCGUCGCGCGCAAAAUCACAAAGAUCUCGAACGCGGACGUCGCGCGUGCGAAUAUCGAGAAAUACGCCGAGAUGCUGGAGAUGGAACUGCUGAAAGCUUUCGAACGCGCGUACCGCGCCGCAGACAUGACCUCCAUGAAAGCCGUCGCCGAGAUCCUGACCGAGUUCAACGGCGGCUCGAGCGUCAUCAAGAUCUUUGUCAACCAGCACGAUUUCUUCAUCAUGAAGGAUAAGCUGCUGCACGAGUCUGUGCGCGACGACGAUCUGAUCUGGCAGGAUCUGUGUGAUCCAAACUGCGAGGAUCCGCCGUUCGAUCCGGCAACGGUCGAGCUCUUGGACGAGAUUAGGAUUACGGUCAAGAAGGAGUCGCAGAUUAUCAAACGGGUUUUUCCUCAUCCUGAUAGUGUGUUGCGAGUCUUUCUCCAGCGACUUUUCGCCCAGACGAUACAACAACGCAUCGAGCUAAUCCUCUCCCACGCCAAAUCAAUCUCAACACUAGCCUACCUCCGCACCCUGCAAAACGCGCACUCCUACAUCGGCCAACUAGUCCAAGACCUGAAAGAGAUCCUGCACCCGGACCUCGAGAUCCUGCACCCGGACAUCGACGCCGGCGGCGGCCUCGCGAUGCUGCUCGACCAAAACAUGCAGGACGUGUUUGUGCCGUAUAUCGAGAACCGGCAGUACAUCGACAUGGAGAAGCGGAACUUGAAGGAGUUGAAUGGCGCGAUGCUGUGGCGGUUUAAUAACUACUAUGCGCAGAAACGGCCGGCGGCGACGGUGGCAGCUGCGCGGAGUAAUAAUACGUUGUUGAAUAAACUUGCGAGUGGAAAGGGAAGGGAUCUGUGGAAGAAGAAGGAGAGUAAGGAGGGUGUUUCGGUGUGAUGUAUAUAUAUAUAUUCUUACUACCACUAUAAGCUAAGCGACUGUUUUCAAGUUAUUAAAAAUCCGAUCUUUAACCGUCUGCGACAACAGCCCAUGGAUCUCCUCAGACGCGAUCUUGUUUGUAUCCCGCAGGAUCUUAUCGAGCUCCGACUCGUCGCCUUCUUUCCUCUGUCUACCCGCGCGCCCCUGCGCCGCCAACCCCGCCGACGCCGAGGCCGACCCAGACGCGAUCGCGCUCUCUGCUUUCGGAAUCUUUCUACUCAAAUCCAGCAUCUGCUGCGACG